UGCUUAUAAAUUAUUUUCACAUGGCAGUUGGGAAGGAAAACCCGCCAAAUUUCAUCGUCUAUACGUGAAAUGGUCUGCACUGCACUAAACCCAAAACUGAUACCUAAUUGCAGAUCUGUUCCUCCUCCUCCUCCGUUUGUCAUUAAAUCCAAAAGUUCCGAGUUCUCUUAGUUCUCCAACUUCCAAGCGAAGAUUGAUCAGAUUGGAAACCUUAGAUCUGUGACUUAUCCAAUUAAUUGGGUUUCAAGUUAGAGGUCGUUUUUAAUCAAGAAGAGGUACUGAUUUGUUGAAAAAAAAAUCCAAUGUUUCGAUUUUACAAUUUCUUGAAUCCGAUACCAUAAAACCAGUGUAGAAGAUGAGGCCUACCUACUUUUUCGGAGAAAAGUGAAAAGAGAACGAAAGUAAGUAGGAAAAAGAACGCUGGACUUGAAUUCUUGUUGAAGGCUAGGGUUUCAAUGGCGAUAAUCGGUGACGCACUGCGGCAAGCGUUUAUGCCCAAGCACGAAUAUGAGAGCCUGCGAGAGGAAGAUAAAGCUUGGGUUAAGCUGCAAAGACCGGUCGUGUUGGGGAUUAUGUCUAUCAUUUGCCUUGUGAUUAUUGUGUGUACGAUUGUGAGCUUGAAAAUCGUGUUUCCUAGCGAUAGUUUGAAGAGGCCAUUUUGCAGUGAUAGGAGGAUGCGACCACUGCCGAUUAACGCUAAAGGAGGCGAUUCAGAUCUGUUUCCGGGGGCAUUUUAUUUGACGGAUCAAGAAACGGUCGAUUACUACUGGAUGGUUGUGUUUGUCCCAUCUAUGAUUAUCUUCUUCGCAUCACUUCCUUAUCUUUUAGCAGGAAUUACUGUUGCUUAUACUGCUCCUACUAGACAUGGAUGUUUAAAGGUGGUGGAAAAUAAUUACUGUGCGUCAAAAAGAGGUGGGGUUCGUUGUCUAUCCAUUCUAAAUGUUGUUUUUGCUGUCAUCUUCGGUCUUCUUGCCUUGUUCCUUGGUUCCAGCCUUUUGACUCUGGGGAGCAGCUGCUCUGUGGCCCUGUUUUGGUGCUAUGAGAUUUCUUCUUGGGGACUGGUGAUUCUAUAUGCGGGAACUGCCUUUUUCCUCAGAAGAAAAGCAGCUAUAAUUCUUGAUGAGGGAGAACAUGGGGGUCGGAGUUAUGGUUUGGAAAUGUUAGAGGCAUUACCUAAGGAAAUCACACCAGAUAUGGAAAGGCGCGUGAACGAAGGAUUUAAAGCAUGGAUGGGCUCAUCCCUUCUGUCAUCAGAUGAAGAGGAUGAACCUGAAAGUUAUCAGGAAGUGCCUCAACUAACUCCCACUCUUUCUAACAGGCAGAGGACAUGACUGCUUCCAUGAAGAACCCAGGUUGAUAUGCUUUGAUAGUUAUAUACACGAUUCCAAUCUUGGCAGUGAAUGCACUCAAUUUUGGAUCACUAGAGCCCAGCAUAGUGGCAGUUCAAAUAUAACAUGAAGGACUGCUAAAUGACAGAGAUAGAGACAGUGCUUGUUGAUUGUGCUGCCUGCAGUGUCUGUCUGUCUUUCAGGGUCUUGAUAGCUUGUGAAUAAUUAACUAGAUUGUCACUUGUGGUGUACGCACAAAAUGAAGAGAGAGAAGCAUUUGGUGUCUCUAGGAGCUGUUGCCUUGUGAAAAUUAAUUGAUGCAAAAUCUGAUAUAACUAUCCUUGAUUGAACUGAGGGGAUCUAACUGUACCAGUUUGCUAUUAUGUUUGUGUUGAUCCUUACUGAAGGGCUUGAACCCAAGCAACAGGUACCUUGUGCAA
Molecule: messenger RNA, 1768 nt
Organism: Carica papaya (papaya)
Lineage: Eukaryota; Viridiplantae; Streptophyta; Magnoliopsida; Brassicales; Caricaceae
Source: RefSeq, a predicted model, not a curated record